This is a messenger RNA of Drosophila santomea, 163 nucleotides long. RefSeq lists its product as uncharacterized. Bases 68 to 163 code for a protein of 31 amino acids. Lineage: Eukaryota; Metazoa; Arthropoda; Insecta; Diptera; Drosophilidae. The record is from RefSeq and is a predicted model, not a curated record. The transcript has a single exon.
CCAAUGGAUCUAAGUCCUUUCCCGCCCCCUCCGCGUCAUCUCCCCCCACCGGCCGCAUCGAGCGAACAUGUGCCCCAUAACGCCCAUUGAGCUACUGUCCACGAUAAUCCUCGAAAAGCGAAAACUACGGUCCUCGACAAAGCGGAAAAAGUAUCGCAAAUAA